AUGUCUAUGAAUGAUGAGGCAAUUAAAAUUGAACCACCAGAAUAUCCAGCAGAAGACAUUAAACCCGAAUUUGUGGAGGAAUUAGAUGUUCCUGAUGCUAUUGGUAAAUCUGAAUUGUGUUCUGAGGAAGAUGAAACAUGUUUAGGAGGAUCCAAGAAGUCCGAAAUUUUCAUAGAAGAAGUAGUCAAACAGGAGUCUUAUGAAUGUGACAUUUGUAAUCAAUCAUUUGCAGAACCAGAUCAAUUAAAGGAGCAUAUGGUCAAUCACCUGCCUAGUCAAAGCGAAGAAAGGCCUUUCAAAUGCGAAAUCUGUAACAAGACUUUCAAACUAUCAAGAGGUUUGAAUCACACAUGA
Molecule: messenger RNA, 354 nt
Organism: Ctenocephalides felis (cat flea)
Lineage: Eukaryota; Metazoa; Arthropoda; Insecta; Siphonaptera; Pulicidae
Product: PR domain zinc finger protein 5-like
Exons: 1
Coding region: 1-354 (117 amino acids)
Biological process (GO): regulation of transcription by RNA polymerase II
Cellular component (GO): nucleus
Molecular function (GO): DNA-binding transcription factor activity, RNA polymerase II-specific; RNA polymerase II cis-regulatory region sequence-specific DNA binding
Source: RefSeq, a predicted model, not a curated record